AGCUCCAGUGUACCACGUGAGUGUUGCAUCGGCAGCGCCUGAGGCCUCUUUGCAAAAUCGGAGGUCAUAAAUCUGGUACUUGCCUUUAUAGAAAAAUCCAGCACAGGAGGAAGGCAAUCCGUUGGUCUUGGUGGAGGAUGUCUGGAGAGGAAGGGCGGAUAAUGGAGGAGCAAGAAUCAGUUGGUCAAGAAACAAGAUAAGGCUCUGAUGGUACCAAGGUUGGGAGCAGAAUGGAACUGGGGAAAGGCACCACGCAGAAGAGCCUGGAAGAGGAUUUUCCCCCUUCAGAUGUGCAGUGCCAGCAAUUCAGGCACUUCCAGUACAAGAAAGUAGAAGGGCCCCGAGAGGCUUGCAGCCGACUGCACCAUCUUUGCCGCCAGUGGUUGAAGCCAGAAAGAUACAGCAAGAAAGAGAUCCUGGACCUGGUGGUCUUGGAGCAGUUCCUGGCCAUCCUGCCUCCGGAGGUAGAGAGCUGGGUCAGGGAAUGCGGACCAAAGACAAGUUCUCAGGCAGUGGCCCUGGCCGAAGGCUUCCUCCUGAGCCAGGCAGAUGCCAAGAAGCAGGUUCAGCAGAUACCGGAAAACAUCACGCAGGAGCUUUACCAGGGAGCAGCAUUUCUGGGCGAGGCCUUGAAACCAAUGAUGUAUUCUUUACCAUCUCUUUCCAUCAGAGAGAAAGCAGAUUCUGUAUGGUCAGAUGGGGUGACCUUUGCGGAGGUGUCUGUUGAUUUUACUACGGAGGAGUGGGCUCUUCUGGAUCUGAACCAAAGAAGGCUUUACAGGGAAGUCAUGGAGGACAAUUGUCAGACAGUGGCCUCUCUGGGAGGACUUCUAGUUCCCAGACCUGACUGUGUUUCCGUGCUGCAAGUAAAUGGAAAUCUAUCUUUCCAGGAACCAAGAGCAAGAGAGAGAUCACCAGAGGCACAAGGUCCCCAUAAAAAGCCUAUGAAAGAGCCAGAACAGCUCCCAUUGGAAAGGGAAGAGCAGAGAAGAGACGAUGGAAGAUGGGAAAGGGGGAAUAAAUCUUCUCCUUCUCAAGUUGCUGAAACCCAGGAUAUCCUACCAUACAGUAUAAGGAUCACUUACCCCGUGUGUGGGAAAAAAUUCAUUUCUCAAUCUGUGUUUGAUAAGCAGUGGGAAAAAUGCAAAUGUGUGGACUGUGGAAAGAGCUUUGACCAGUGUACAAACAUUAUUUCCCAUAGGAAUAUCCACACAGAAGAGAAUCCAUAUAAAAGCAUGGAGUGUGGAAAGAGGUUUGCUCAGAGUGGAAAUCUUAAUAGCCAUCAACAUAUCCAUACACAGGAGAAACCAUAUAAAUGUGUGGACUGUGGAAAGAAGUUUGCUAGGAGUUCACCACUUACUAUCCAUCGACGUAUCCACACAGGGGAGAAACCGUAUGAAUGUGGGGACUGUGGAAAGAGAUUUGCUCGGAACACAGAUUUUACUAUCCAUCGACGUAUCCAUACUGGGGAGAAACCAUAUAAAUGUGCAGAUUGUGGAAAGAGCUUUGCUAAGAGUUCAUUACUUACUGUCCAUCAACGUAUUCACUCAGAGGAGAAACCGUAUAAAUGUGUGGACUGUGGAAAGAGCUUUGUUAAGAGAGCAGGCCUUACUAUCCAUCAACGCAUCCACACAGGGGAGAAACCAUAUGAAUGUGGGGACUGUGGAAAGAGCUUUGGUCAGAGUACAGCGCUUACUGUUCAUCGACGUAUCCAUACUGGGGAGAAACCAUAUAAAUGUGCAGACUGUGGAAAGAGCUUUGCUCAGCGCGCACAGUUUACUGUUCAUCGACGUAUCCAUACUGGGGAGAAACCCUAUAAAUGUGUGGAUUGUGGAAAGAACUUUGCUGUCUGUUCCAGACUUACUGCCCAUCGACGCAUCCACACAGGGGAGAAACCAUAUAAAUGUGCAGACUGUGGAAAGAGCUUCUCGGAGAAUUCACAGCUUAGUGUUCAUCGGCGUAUCCAUACCGGGGAGAAACCCUAUAAAUGUGUGGAUUGUGAAAAGAACUUUGCUCACAGUUCCAGUCUUGCUAUCCAUCAAUCUAUCCAUACCAGAGAGAAACCCUAUAAAUGUGUGGACUGUGGAAAGAGUUUUGCUAAGAGUGCAUGCCUUACUAAAUUAGAGCUUGGGUAUGAGGAAGGGAAGAACUUUACCGUCCAUCAAUGCAUCUGCAAAGGGGAGAAACCAUAUGAAUGUGUGGACCGUGGAAAGAGCUUUGCUAAGAGUUCAGUACUUACUGUCCAUCAACGUAUUCACUCAGAGGAGAAACCGUAUAAAUGUGUGGACUGUGGAAAGAGCUUUGUUAAGAGAGCAGGCCUUACUAUCCAUCAACGCAUCCACACAGGGGAGAAACCAUAUGAAUGUGGGGACUGUGGAAAGAGCUUUGCUCAGAGUACAGAGCUUACUGUUCAUCGAUGUAUCCGUACUGGGGAGAAACCAUAUAAAUGUGCAGACUGUGGACAGAGCUUUGCUCAGCGCGCACAGUUUACUGUUCAUCGACGUAUCCAUACUGGGGAGAAACCCUAUAAAUGUGUAGAUUGUGGAAAGAACUUUGCUGUCUGUUCCAGACUUACUGCCCAUCGACGCAUCCACACAGGGGAGAAACCAUAUAAAUGUGCAGACUGUGGAAAGAGCUUCUCGCAGAAUUCACAGCUUAGUGUUCAUCGGCGUAUCCAUACCGGGGAGAAACCCUAUAAAUGUGUGGAUUGUGAAAAGAACUUUGCUCACAGUUCCAGUCUUACUAUCCAUCAAUUUAUCCAUACCAGAGAGAAACCCUAUAAAUGUGUGGACUGUGGAAAGAGUUUUGCUAACAGUGCAUGCCUUACUGCCCAUUGACAUAUCCACAUUGGUCAGAGAAAGUCACAACAACCCUGUUUACUUCUACUUUGCAUGCUUUCGCUGCAUAGAUAAGAAAUUAGAGCUUGGGUAUGAGGAAGGUAAGUAAAGUGGGUUGUUUGAAUGGUUUAAUGCUAAGUAAGGGAGGGGACAGGCAUUCUGGUCAAGAAAUGUCAACAGAGCUGUACUUAAAGUAUUAUUAAAGCUUUAAUUCAUGCA
This is a messenger RNA of Eublepharis macularius, 3056 nucleotides long. Its product is annotated as zinc finger protein 420-like. Bases 231 to 2837 code for a protein of 868 amino acids. Gene Ontology annotation, biological process: regulation of DNA-templated transcription. The transcript has 8 exons. Lineage: Eukaryota; Metazoa; Chordata; Lepidosauria; Squamata; Eublepharidae. The record is from RefSeq and is a predicted model, not a curated record.